This is a messenger RNA of Ficedula albicollis (Collared flycatcher), 1002 nucleotides long. It is a transcript of the gene ASB15, whose product is annotated as ankyrin repeat and SOCS box containing 15. Gene Ontology annotation, molecular function: protein binding. Lineage: Eukaryota; Metazoa; Chordata; Aves; Passeriformes; Muscicapidae. The record is from RefSeq and is a predicted model, not a curated record.
AUGUUUCCAGCUUCUUCCUCACCCAUGCCUGGGUUUAGCUUGCUGGGUACUGCUGUUCUUGAUCUUACUCUGGGUGAGAACAAUAGGAAAAUUGUAACAUCCAUGAAGUUAGGUGUAUCUGGGCUUCAAGAGCUUGUGAACCUGACAUAUGCUUUGAAGGAAACUGAUCAAAGAUAGUGGUUUCCACUGCACAAGGUUGCAGGUCGGCCAAUUCCACAAGUAUUUGAAGUCACUUUAGAUGACUGCAUAGCUCUGCUUUUGAAAUAUGGAGGAAAUGAGGCAGGACUGCUUCCCAUACACAAAGUGGCUUGUGAGGGGCAUUACCUAAAGCAUCUCAUUGCAGCCACAUCCCAAACUUUAAUCCAGGAUAGAGGGUCAAGCACUGUUCACUCUGCUGUAGAUGGCCAGAACCAGUGUCUAGAGCUUGCAGUUGAAAAUAGUUUGGAUGUCAACACUCUCUUGUCUAAACAUAUAACUUCGAAUACUUAUGAUGACAGAAGGAAGACUGCACUUCGUUGUGCUGUUUCUAAUAAUGAGAGUCUUUGCACCAAAAUAUUGCUCAAAGAAGGAGCAAAUCUAAACAAGGAUCCUUUAAACUGUGUUCUCGUGGCAGUGAGAGCUGACAGCCAUGGAACUGUAAAGCUGCUAUCUUAUGGACAAGAUGUCAACUUAAUUUUGUGGCUCAAUGAUACUCAUUUCUCCAGCGCAAGGUAUUCUUAGACUGGUGACAUGAUGCUGAGGCUGUUGCUCAGUCAUGGAUAUAAUGUGGAGAUGUGUUUGGACUUUAUGUGUCAGGGUAUCUUUGGAAAUUCUUUUGUGUGGCCAGCUCCAGAGCAUGAGCCUAUUCCUGGUUGGACUACUUCUUAUGGAUUCUGUGAGUUUAUUGCUGUUCCAUGAUUGAGACAUUUAGCUGGAAAAGUGACUUGUGUUUUUAUGGAUUACAUGGAUUAUGUGCCUCUAAGCACAAGAAUUCAAUUUUUCAUGGAAGCACAGGAAGAAUGA